Emericellopsis cladophorae is the source of this 2514-nucleotide messenger RNA. RefSeq names its product voltage-gated chloride channel. The coding region runs from base 1 to 2514 and encodes 837 amino acids. Gene Ontology annotation, cellular component: endoplasmic reticulum; early endosome; membrane. Gene Ontology annotation, biological process: transmembrane transport; chloride transport; intracellular iron ion homeostasis. The transcript has 5 exons. Gene Ontology annotation, molecular function: voltage-gated chloride channel activity. NCBI's taxonomy places the organism in Eukaryota, Fungi, Ascomycota, Sordariomycetes, Hypocreales, Bionectriaceae. The record is from RefSeq and is a predicted model, not a curated record.
AUGAAUACCCAGACUCCAAACGACCUGCGGAGCCCUCAACUUCUUCGACGACCGUCCCUGAGCUCCAGGCUCUCCUUCGCAGUAUCCCAUGCCGAGCAAGGCGAGUCGGUUGUCGAUGCGCCGCCAGCCGAGGCGCAGAUUGAGGAUGAAAUUGCCGAAAUCAAACGAUAUGAGGACUUUUCCACAAUAGACUGGGUCCAGGACUCGGCGCGCGAACAAGCGAGGCGCAUAGCACGAAGGCGACGGACCGAAGGCGUAUACAACCAUGGCAAGCCUGGCUGGAGGUAUCGCCUGUGGGAGGCCUACGAAUCGGCGCAGGGGUGGAUAGUCGUUACCCUUGUCGGGAUUGCGAUUGGUUUCAACGCGGCUCUCCUGAGUAUCGUCACCGAAUGGCUCUCCGACAUCAAGACGGGCCACUGUAGCACGGGGUUCUACCUCAACGAGAGCUUCUGCUGCUGGGGCGAGGACAGCGGCUGCGAUGAGUGGAAGUAUUGGACGGGCUUGGAGCCCUUUGACUAUUUCAUCUACAUCAUAUUUGCCACCCUUUUCGCACUGGUGGCGGCAACACUCGUCAAAUUCUACGCGCCCUACGCGGCGGGCUCGGGCAUCUCAGAAAUCAAAUGCAUCAUCGCCGGGUUCGUCAUGAAAGGGUUCCUCGGCUUCUGGACCCUCAUCAUCAAAUCCAUCGCCUUGCCUCUGACCAUCGCAUCAGGCCUGUCGGUCGGCAAGGAGGGUCCGAGUGUACACUACGCCGUGUGCACGGGCAAUGUCAUCUCGAGGCUCUUCGACAAGUACAGGCGCAAUGCGUCCAAGACCCGCGAGAUCCUCAGUGCAAGCGCUGCGGCCGGCGUGGCCGUCGCUUUCGGCAGUCCGAUUGGUGGUGUCCUGUUCUCUCUGGAAGAAAUGUCCAACUACUUCCCGCUCAAGACCUUGUGGCGAAGCUACUUUUGCGCCCUUGUCGCCACGGCCGUGCUGGCUGCGAUGAACCCCUUUCGGACGGGCCAGUUGGUCAUGUUUCAGGUCUCGUAUGAUCGCGAGUGGCAUUUCUUCGAAGUCGUCUUCUACAUCAUCUUGGGUAUCUUUGGGGGCGUCUACGGUGCGUUCGUCAUGAAGUGGAAUUUGCGGGUGCAAUCCUUCCGCAAGAAGUACUUGACAAAGUAUGCGAUCGUUGAAGCUACGUUGCUAGCUGUUGCGACGGCCAUACUCGCGUACCCCAAUGCCUUUCUCCGUAUCGACAUGACGGAGAGCAUGGAGAUCCUCUUCCUCGAGUGUGAAGGAGGCGAGGAUUAUAAUCAACUGUGCGAACGUGAGCACAGAUGGGGCAACGUGGUGUCGCUCAUCACGGCCACACUUUUGCGCACCUUUCUGGUCAUCAUCUCGUAUGGCUGCAAGGUGCCUGCAGGUAUCUUCGUGCCGUCCAUGGCGAUUGGGGCCUCGUUUGGGCGCACUGUGGGCAUCAUCGUGCAAGCUCUGCAGGAGGCCAAUCCAGGAAGCGGCUUCUUUGCAGCUUGUAAGCCUGAUGAACCCUGCAUCACGCCUGGCACGUAUGCGUUCCUGGGCGCUGCGGCUGCGCUGAGUGGCAUGAUGCACAUCACCGUUUCUGUGGUGGUUAUCAUGUUUGAGCUGACAGGCGCGCUGACAUACAUCUUGCCCACUAUGAUUGUUGUCGGUGUGACGAAGAUUGUUGGUGAAAUGUUUGGAAAAGGAGGCAUCGCCGACCGCAUGAUCUGGUUUAGCGGCAUGCCCUUCUUGGACAACAAGGAAGAGCACAACUUUGGUGUUCCCGUUUCCAAAGUCAUGCAGACUUCGAUCGUCUCGAUACCAGUUACCGGACUUUGUCUCAACGAGGUGGAGCAGUUGCUGGCUGACGGCAAGUAUCAGGGCUUUCCCAUUGUCGAAGACAAGGACAGCAAGAUCCUGGUGGGAUACAUUGGCAGCACGGAGCUGCGGUAUGCGAUUGAUCGUGUCCGUCGUGAACGGCAUCCCGGCUCGACGGCCAAGUGCAUCUUUGCCCCUCCCCCGACAGCCCAUUCCCAGACAUCCAUGCAUCCGACGGUCAUGGUGAGCACGGACUCUGGAGCUUCCACAUCGCUUGAUUUCAGUCGAUACGUUGACGCCACGCCGGUCACGGCACACCCUCGCCUGCCCCUAGAGACAGUCAUGGAGCUCUUCCGGAAGAUUGGCCCUCGCGUCAUCCUCAUUGAAUACCAUGGCAAGCUUACGGGGCUUGUUACUGUGAAGGACUGUCUCAAGUAUCAGUUCAAGGUGGAGGCUGCCGAGAACCCCCGGGAUGACCACCGCAUCAACGAGGGUCAAGAGCAGUUGUGGAACCUCAUGCGCCGCACGAGCAAUUGGGUCUCGAUCAAGGUGUCGAGGCUCACGGGAGGCAGGAUACGACUUCACGAGCAGUCCGACCGACCAUCCUCGCGGCCGGCACUUCAACGAGGAGGGUCGAUCUUGGAGGGCACGGAAGAUAGCGUCGAUGCAGGUGUCGAAUUAGAGAGCCGAAGGUGA